GCCGGGCGGAGGAGCCGGGACGGGGCGAUGGCUGGAUGUGAUAGAGAGAGAGGCAUGAGGGGGGAUAUUAUAACCGUGUUUGUGGGAUAAUAAUGCGUAUAUGGGCUAAUAACCGUGAGGGGGGAUGUAAUAACUGUGUGUGUAUGUGCAGUUAUAAUUGUGAGAGGGUGCUGUGGAGGGAGAUGAGGGUAAUGACCGUGGGGUAUUUUAUUAAGCAUGAGUGAUGGGUGGGGUGGUAACUCUGUUUAAUAAUUGUGAGGGUGGUGGGUUGAUAAGUGUGAGAGGCAGGGUAAAGUUUGGUAAUAACCGUGAAGGGUGUGAGAGGGGCAUUACCGUGAGAGGAGCAAUAACCACGAGGCUGGGGUGCAUGUGUGUGGGGUGAUAACUAUAAGGGGGGUGUGUAGUUGUGUAGGGAGUAAUAGUGAGUGUGUGUAUGUGUGCGUUUUGGAGCUAAAAUUCUCUUGAAUAUGUGUAACAUCUAUUGCAUUUGAGGAAACUGUAUAGAGGUUAAGGGAAUCCCUAUAGCUGGUUUGGGUAAAACUGGAAACACUGGGCAAGUGUUUUUGGCUCUUGUCUUUUGUGAGUCUCAGUGUUGCUGCUGAAGGGGUGAAGGGCAUCCCCUUCAGUCUUUGCUCUGGCAACUUGAGUAACAGCCAGUGAGAGUUUCUAUCCUCUUGGAAAUACUUGGAUUCUGUGCUCUCAACUGAUGUCUGCACAAACAGGAUCCAAACUGCAGAUGACAGUAGGAGGGUGUCAGCUGUGUUCCUCUGUCAAUAAGUAUUACAAACCAGCCUUUUUGGGAUGCCUGAAUAUUUCAUAUGAAAUAGAUAUUCCCAUACAUCACAGAGGUACACUCCUUGCUGUACCCUGGCUUACUGUGCCCUGAAUGUUCUGAACCAACCUGAAACAUCUCAGUGACUCCAAAUCAAACUUCACUUGCAUCACAGAAUUCUGUGAAAGUGUUUCCAAUUGCAUCCACAUUUCAGUCUGCCCUUGAAACUCUCUUUGUAAUCAGUGUGACAUCUAAUGUUUUUAAGCAAGGGUUGUGUUCAGCAGAAAGUUGUGUGCAUGUGAUUUUUCCCUUGGACUGGAGCUUUCUCAUUCAAGAGAGGCUGCAUUUGUUGAGUUUGUGUAAAACUAAAGCCAGUAUGAUCCACGGGAUUCUUCACAAGGACUUUUUCCUUUCAGGCACUUGCAUAGCACAAGUAUUUUAUGCUUUUCCUUGUAACAGAGCUGCCUUAUCAAAGAAAAACACAGAGUUUCCCUCUGACAAUACGGACUGCUGGUUUGGAGCUCAGCUGGCACACCUGAGGAGAUGAAGGCUUCUUAAUUCAAUUUUAGUGUCUUGUCUUUAGCCAGAAGCUGUUUUCUGCAAAGCCUGAGCAGUAGCUGGUGAUAUGAGGCUGUGGGUACCCUGUGAUUAUUUUGUGUAUGCUCAUUCCAUUUUCACUCUAUAGGAAUCUGUGACAUUCCAGAUUGGGAUGUCUCAAUGGAUACCUGGAGCUACUUCCAUACUUGCCUGGUGUCCAUAUGGCUGCACAGAUUUUACAUCUAUUCUGCUGUUGCUUUUGGGAUCAUCCUUUGGAUUGUCAUUCAGUUGAUUACCACCAGAACCAAAAGAAAGGUAACGGAGCCUGUCAGCACUUUUCUCUGAGAAGACCCCAAAAACCUGUGUGGAAGUGAGUAGUUAUUGGGUAAAGGCACCUUCUGAGGCUCUUGCAAAUCCCAAAUGCAGUUUGGUUAUCUGGUUUUGAUCCUCAGCCUGGAUUGUUUAUGUCUGUAGAUCACUAAAUGCUCUUGUUGCUCUGAUGUUGCGGCAGAGCUCAGCAGGGACUCUCCUCACACUCUCCUGGGAGAAUGUGUCCCCCUGGGUUGGUCUAUUACUCCAGGUAAAUCUCUGCUUGUGCCCACUGUUUGCACCUUCAGCUUUUCAUUAUGAUGAUGGCAGGGUUGGGCUGUUUUUGGGAUGGGAGGGAAUUAGGCCAUUGAGAAUUGCAAGCCUCCUCUUGCAGGUGAGUAAAGAUCUGCUGCAGGACUGUGGAGGUUCAGCUGGGUCCUGUUACCUCCCAGACCAGUGGGUACUGUAGCAUGGCCUAGGUCAGGAAAACAGGUCCUGGUGUGUCUGUCUGGGUGUGAGAGGAGCCAAAUGCUUUGAGUGUUGCUGAGAGUGGCCCCAGGAUUUGAAUUUUAAAUGCUCUUGGUUUGACAGCCCUUGGAGAAGGGACUGCAUGUGACACAGCUCUCUUUUCAUAGGCUGAGAAAUCCAUGGCAAUCCUUCUUUCCCCGAGGGAACAGCAGAGAAACUGGGAAAUGGAUGUGCCCCCCACUCAGGCACAGGAGGUCCAUGUUGCUGGAGUGAAGAUUUUCUAUGGCUCUCAGACUGGCACAGCAAAGAGAUUUGCCAAAGCUCUGGCUGAAGCUGUUACUUCUCUUAAUUUGCCUGUGGAGGUCAUUAACAUGGGAGAUUAUGAUCCAGAAGAUGGUUUUAUCUGAGGAGACAAGCAGCAGGAACAUCUGUGUGUUCCUGGUGGCCACCUACACUGAUGGGCAGCCCCCAGAGAGUGCAGCCUGGUUCUGCAAGUGGCUGGAAGAGGCAGCCAAUGAUUUCCGUGUUGGGAAAAGCUUCCUGCAGGGCCUGAGAUAUGCUGUGUUCGGUCUGGGGAACUCGGCCUAUGUGGAUCACUACAACACGGUUGGAAGGAGGAUGGACAGGUGGCUGUGGAUGCUCAGUGCCAGCAGGAUCAUGACUCGGGCUGAAGGGGACUGCAAUGUGGCCCAGAGCAAGCAUGGCAGCAUCGAGGCUGACUUUGAGGCCUGGAAAGCCAAAUUCCUCACUCAGCUACAGGCACUCUGCAAAGGGGAAAAGAAGCCCUGCAGUGGGAAGUGCAAGAAAGGGAAAUGCAAAUCUUUGGGGAAGCAGAGCAAGGAAAGCUCGGACCAUGAACACAGGACGUCGGAACAUGAGAAUACUGAGGCAGAGGAGUUGUUUGAAACCAGUAGUGAGGAGGAAGCUGGAGGCACAGAUUCUGUCAUCGAUGUUGAAGAUCUUGGCAAUAUCAUGGGCCACAUGAAGAAAGCAAAGAGAGAGCAGGAGCUGCAGGAAGGAGCUGCUGGAGCUGGGAGGAAGGAGGAGGCUGUGAGGAGAGAGAUGAUCACCCCAGCCCUGAGGGAGGCACUCACAAAACAAGGUUAUAAACUCAUUGGGAGUCAUUCUGGGGUGAAGCUCUGCCGAUGGACAAAGUCGAUGCUGCGGGGCCGCGGGGGCUGCUACAAGCACACCUUCUAUGGCAUUGAGAGCCACCGCUGCAUGGAGGCCACCCCCAGCCUGGCCUGUGCCAACAAGUGUGUCUUCUGCUGGAGACACCACACGAACCCCGUGGGCACCGAGUGGCGCUGGAAGAUGGACCAGCCCGAGGUGAUCCUGCAGGAGGCCAUCGAGAAGCACCAGAACAUGAUCAGGGAAUUCAAAGGUGUGUCAGGAGUGAAGGCAGCUCGCCUGGAGGAGGCCCUGGCAGUGAAGCACUGUGCCCUGUCCCUGGUGGGGGAGCCCAUCAUGUACCCGCACAUCAAUCGCUUUGUCAGGCUGCUGCACCAGCACGGCAUCUCCACCUUCCUGGUCACCAACGCUCAGUUCCCUGAGGAGAUCAGGAGGCUGGAGCCUGUGACCCAGCUCUAUGUCAGUGUGGAUGCCAGCACCAAGGAGAGUUUGAGGAGGAUUGACAGACCCCUCUUCAAGGACUUCUGGCAGAGGUUUCUAGACAGCUUAAAGGCCUUGGCUGAAAAGCAACAACGCACUGUUUAUAGGCUGACCCUGGUGAAAUCUUGGAAUGUGGAUGAACUCAAAGCCUAUGCUGACCUGAUCUCCAUUGGGAAACCAGACUUUAUUGAGGUCAAGGGUGUGACAUACUGUGGGGAGAGCUCUGCCAGCAGCCUGACCAUGGCCAAUGUGCCCUGGCACGGGGAGGUGGUGAGCUUUGUGCAGGAGCUGGCGCGGCUGCUCCCAGAAUACGGCAUCGCCUGCGAGCACGAGCACUCCAACUGCCUGCUGAUGGCCCACAGCAAGUUCCAUGUGGAUGGCGAGUGGAGGACCUGGAUUGACUACGGCCGUUUCCAGGAGCUGGUCAGGGAGCACGAGCAGAGCGGCGGCUCCAGGACCUUCACAGCAGCCGAGUACACGGCCAGGACUCCUCCCUGGGCCCUCUUUGGGGCCAGGGAACGGGGAUUCGACCCCUUGGAUGUGAGAUUCCAGCGGAAGAACAAGGCACGGGACGUGUCGGGGUGCUGAGGGCUGGGGCUCGCACCCUGGCCUUGCCAGGACUCCAUUUCAGCCUGAUGCCAGUUUUGGAUUCUACCACCUGGAGUAUCCUCAUGUUUGAGAAGGGGUCAAGCCUGGAUUUAACCCUUUCCUCCUGUUUUUUGGGCUUCCUAGAUGGAAAUAGUGGUAAAGUUCUUAUCUCUGAGAUAAAUCAGAACUGGUUCAGCAGCAGUGGGUGGGGGGCAGUGCUGGGGUCUGGGAUGUGGGGCCAGAGGGUUCCUUGGACUCCUGUGCAAGGAGAGCCUGACAACAAAAUGUUCACAUCCCUAAGGAAAAGUGCCAGGGGAUUUCAGCCCCACAAGGUUGGAUCAGGGCAGGUGGGGCCACAGCCAGACCUGGAUCCAAAACCUGAUCCCUGCUGGGAGCAUCAUUUUAGGGACCUUGUUCAGGUUCAGGUAUUUUAAACACUGGUGCCAUUUCCUAUAACAGCCCCAUUCCCAAGAAGCCAACACUUGGGAAUGGUGUAACAUCACCCCUGUGGAUACCAACUGCAACUUCUGAUACCUCUCCAAGUGUCUUCCAGCCUCAUGGCUUUGAGAAUCAGGUUUAGAGCAGUGUUAGCCCACUCCCAGCAGCCCUAAACAACAGGUGCAGUCCUUCAGAGCCCUGUCAGGCUCCAGAUGGGUGUGCCCAGUGUCCAGCUGGGUGUGCCCUGUGCUGUAGAUGGAGCACCCCUGGUGUGGGGAUUCCAUUUCUUUUAUAAAGCAACCUCUUUUCUUAAGUGAUACAAAGAGUUUCUAAAGCAGAAGGAAAAUAAAGGAGUUUUGACAAGA
Messenger RNA from Catharus ustulatus (Swainson's thrush), 5088 nucleotides. Its product is annotated as S-adenosyl-L-methionine-dependent tRNA 4-demethylwyosine synthase TYW1-like. NCBI's taxonomy places the organism in Eukaryota, Metazoa, Chordata, Aves, Passeriformes, Turdidae. Gene Ontology annotation, molecular function: FMN binding; 4 iron, 4 sulfur cluster binding; catalytic activity. The transcript is spliced from 14 exons. The coding region runs from base 2369 to 4285 and encodes 638 amino acids. The record is from RefSeq and is a predicted model, not a curated record. Gene Ontology annotation, biological process: wybutosine biosynthetic process.